Molecule: messenger RNA, 2665 nt
Organism: Drosophila bipectinata
Lineage: Eukaryota; Metazoa; Arthropoda; Insecta; Diptera; Drosophilidae
Product: nucleolar MIF4G domain-containing protein 1 homolog
Biological process (GO): ribosomal small subunit biogenesis
Cellular component (GO): nucleolus
Molecular function (GO): RNA binding; protein binding
Source: RefSeq, a predicted model, not a curated record
UAGCCGAAACACCAUGUGUCCUAUCACAACAAUUCCCAAUGCGAGUUUUAUGAAAACAUUAGCCAGAACUCCUACUGAUAAUGGGAAAGAUUAAGAAGAAGGAGGCUCACAAGAAGCCUUUGACCCGGAAGGAACAGCGGAAACAAAAAGUUGAGCUCAAGAAAGAAAACAAACGCCUGUACCACGCCGGAAAGACUAAUGGAACCCAGCGCGUGGUAGCUGCAGCGGAGGCAGCCUCGGCAGCUCGGCAAACGAGUAAAAAACCAAAAAAGAAACCGAAGAAACCCAAAGUAAAUCCAGAGGAGAUUCCCAAGGAGCAGCUGCUGUCUGGGGACGUGCCCUCCGAUGAGGACGAAUCGAUAGCCUCCGACUUUAGUGAUGAGGAGAUCGACGCGUUGCUACCGAAGAAACCGAAAGUGGAGACCUAUGAGCCUUUGGGGAAAACUGCCAAGAUCCUGAAGGGAGGAAUUCAGCGGCAGGACGAAACAGAGGUCAGGAGGAAGGAGCUCCGCCAGCAGAAGGAGUUGGAGAGCAAAUCCAAGAAGCAGAGGCUCAAGCAGCUGCGUUUGGAAAACGUGGAGGAGGAUCGUGAAAUUUCCAAACUGGAGAAGAAACUCAAGCUGAACAAAAGCAAGGACAAGAACCGCCUGGUCCGGAAGAUGUUCAAUGAUGGCUUGGAUUACCUUCUGGACUUUGUCCUAGACGACGAGGAGGAAAAGCGAAAGUGGGAGGAGAAGCAGGAGCGGAAGCGCAAACUGAAAGAGGAUCAGGAGAAGGAGGAGUCUGGCAUGUGGAGUGACGAGGAGGAUGGAGAAGAUAAUGAAGGUAAUGAAGGGGACAACUUUGACGGAUCUGAGGCUUCAGAAGAUGAGAGCGAAGGGGACCUUAGUGGGGAGGAGGAUGAGGAGGAGCAGAGCGAGAAUUCAGACCAAGAAGAGGAAGCCCAAGUCAAGGAGGACAUCUAUGGACGGAAACGCGAUGCUGAGGGAAACAUCCUGCCCGAUCCCGUGGAACAGGAGGCCUCUGCCGCCGGUCAGAAGUAUAUACCUCCCCACCAACGGGCUCUGAUGGCCGCCAGUGCUGGAUCCAACGAGAAGCAGGCCGAGAUCUUGGCUCGAUUGCAGAAGCAGUGCAAAGGUCUGUUGAACCGAUUGUCGGAGGCGAAUCUUCACAAGAUUGCUGCUGGGAUCGAGACGCUCUAUAUGAAGAACUCCCGCUACAAUAUGAACGAAACUCUGACAAAGUUGCUCCAUGAAGCGCUGCUGGGCUCCACAAAAACCAACGAGCGCAUGGUGCAGGAGCACAUGGUGCUUCUGGCCUAUCUUCAUGCUCAGAUCGGCAGCGAAAUCGGGGCCCAUUUCCUGCAGACUUUCGUGGAGCUGUUCGAUGGCUACGUGAAGGAGAUGUCCACUUUCCAAGUGGAAGACAAGCGGUUGAAUAAUCUAGUCCUCAUACUUUGCUACAUGUACCUCUUCCGCAUUUACGAACUGAGCCUCCUAAUGGAGCUGAUCGGGCGCUUAUCGGAUAACCUUUGCGAGAAGAGUGUCGAGUGCCUUUUGCUAAUCUUGCAGUCCAUUGGCUUCCGCCUCCGCAAAGAUGAUCCUCUUGCCUUCAAGACAAUGAUGCAAAAGGUGCAGUCGCAGAUUUCCACAGCUCCUUUGGAACUCAAAGAGAAUCCCCGCCUGCGCUUCAUGGUGGACAUUCUCAAUGCGGUUAAAAACAACAACACACAGAAGCUACCUCAGUACGACCCAGAGCUGGCGGAGAAUCUUCGCAAGCGCCUGAAAGCCAUGUUGAAGAACGAUCGCUAUGUAGUUACCCUGAACAUAACCCUGGAAGAUCUUCUGCGAGCGGACAAAGUGGGUAAAUGGUGGGUCGUGGGCUCCGCCUGGACUGGGAACCUCAACGAAAUGGGCACUGCUAAGCAAAAGCCUGAGGACCAAUCCAAGUCAUCGAGCAGUGGAUUCGCGGAUAAGAUGCUGGAGCUGGCCAAAAAGCAGCAGAUGAACACCGCCGAGAGGCGCAACAUUUUCUGCAUUGUUAUGAGCGCCGCCGACUACGUGGAUGCUUUUGAGAAGAUUCUGCACUUGGCUCUCAAGGAUCAGCGCUCGGUGGCCUAUGUGAUAAUCCACUGCGCUCUGAAUGAGAAGAAGGUCAAUCCCUAUUACGCCCACUUGGCCCUAAAGUUCUGCCAGUUUAACCGAAAGUAUCAGCUGGCUUUCCAGUUCGCCAGCUGGGACAGGAUCAAUGACAUCGAGUCCCUGGGCAAGCCACAGAUCCGCAACCUUGCCAGCUUUCUGCAACAGGUGAUACUGUCUGGCGGCUUGCAACUCUCAGUGCUUAAGGUGGUGGACUUUAUGCAGCUGGACAAGCUCAGCUUUUACUUCAUGAAGGAGGUGAUGCUGCGUCUGCUUUUGUCCCAGAAUGAACAAGAGGUCUUCCAGGCAUUCGAGCGGGUGGCUAAGAACUCGAAGCUCCAGCAGUUCAAACAGAGUAUAAGGCUUUUCCUGCAGCACUUCCUGCUUCAGCCGGAGCAGCUGGCCAAGCUGAAGCUGGAGGAGGAGCAGCAGAAGUUGCUCGAACAGCGGGUGGAUCAUCUCGACAAGCUACUGGCUUACGUCGACUUGUAGAUUCUUAAAAAAUAAAGAACCCAUUUUAGUUUUAA